Molecule: messenger RNA, 8560 nt
Organism: Parathielavia appendiculata
Lineage: Eukaryota; Fungi; Ascomycota; Sordariomycetes; Sordariales; Chaetomiaceae
Product: beach-domain-containing protein
Exons: 7
Coding region: 351-8219 (2622 amino acids)
Molecular function (GO): protein binding
Source: RefSeq, a predicted model, not a curated record
CCAAGGCGCUCUGCGCAAGCUUUUGAAGCUCGACACCAAACCAGUAAAGCGCUUUUGUUUUCGCUGCUCGAUUUCACACAAACCACUGCCUCUAGUUAAGCUUAUCUUCCUCUUUAGAGAUCUAUUUCCGACUUCCUGGCUGAGCUAGCGGAAUUCUGCGGCAGCCUGGGGAUGCUGGCGUAAGCUCUCUCUCCGAACGGCGCCAGAUCGCGUUUCCCUUCCAUGACGGCGCCCCGAGCUCUUGCGCCUGGACCCUCGAUGGGUUCUAGGGAGUCGACAAUCGCUCAUUACUGUCGCUGUGUCAGGUCCUCAGCGAAUUGGCCUAGUUGAGUGGCCCGGAACUCUGCAACAUGCAUCCCGUGCGAUCCCGCCGCUAUCGAGCGUCGACGUCGACCUCGAAUCUCCAGGCCUCCAAAGCCACCGAAGUGCUCCAGGCCCUCCUAGACGGAUUGUCCGGGUCAGCAACGAGCCUACCAGAGCGCGCGUACCCUGACAUCGAGGAACUGGUCAACCAGAUCCGCCAGAUUCACCAGCAUGUCGCCGCCUCGUCGCCGCCCUCACCACCACAAGACGACUUCCGCCAUCUUGGUGGCUUUCAGGCGCUCCUCGACGUAUUACGGUCAUUUGCAGGCUUCUACAACCCACAAAAGCGCUGCACGACGGAGAGGAGGGCAAUAUUUGACUUGCUACAUGUCGUGCUGGCAACGCUCUCGGCGUCCUUCCGCGGCCACUUUGGCAACAGACGGUACUUCCGGGAUAGAGUAGAAGGAGGGGGUUGGGAGGCUCUGGAGCAGAUUAUAGCCAGCAUUGGCGUCGGAGGAGGGAAUUCCGACCUCUGGACCUGCUGCCAGCUGUUCGGAAAGCUGCUCUCUUUUGCCCUCGAUGACCAGCGCCUGGAUGAGCUCUGUUGCGAGGUCGCCUCUUUGUCGGCCUCGGAUGACCCGAUGGAUCGGCCGAACGGAGAGGAUAGGGAGACUGAACAGUCCGCAGAAGCCGAUACGGGAGACAGAACCGGCGUGUCGCUUACCAUGGAGGCCAUCGAUGAAGAAUUGCAAGGCAUUAUCGGGCCCAACACAGCCAUCCAGAACGCCGAAAUCAUUCGGACUGUGGUUAGCCUCUGGCGAUCCAUUCCGAAAGGUCAGGAUGUUGCGGCGAGCCCUGCUUCGAGGAUAGUGCUCGCGGUGUUGUCAUCCCUGGCAAGCGCAUCACUCUUCAACCUCAAUGCUUUGCAUGGGACCGGCCUGCUGUCUACCCUGCUGCGCUUGCUUUUUGCCGAGGACAGCAAUCUCAACGGACCCGAAAGAGAGAUGGCGCUAUCCCUCUGCAAGUCCCUGAUGCAGUUCGGCAUCGACCAGUUGGCCGAUGCGGAGUUCUUGUUGAAUCGGCGGGACCCAGCUACCUCUGAAUUUUGCUUGGACAUGACGGAGAAGUACACUGGCCCCCCGUUUAUUCAAUUCGACCUCUGUUUGCACGGCCACUCAUCCAUCGAGCUCCCGAACCUUGGCCGGUCUUUUCCUCCUCAAACAGCGCCCGGAUACACCUUUGCUUGCUGGGUCCGAAUCGAUGAGUUCGAUCCAAGAUCUCACACAACGCUUUUCGGGCUCUUUGACACUAGCCAGACUUGCUUUCUCCUCGCUUACCUUGAAAAAGACACAAAGAACUUUAUCCUGCAGACAUCUGUCACCUCUCCGCGGCCUAGUGUGAGGUUCAAGUCGGUGGCAUUCAAGGAGCAUCAAUGGUACCAUAUCGCUCUUGUCCACCGCAGGCCCAGAACUAUGUCAGCAAGCAAGGCAAGCCUCUACGUCAACGGAGAGUUUGCCGAGCAGCUUCGCGCCGCAUAUCCGAGCCUGCCUCCGCCCUCGAAUGCAAGCACUGAGAGUUUUGUGUCUUUCUCAUCAGGCAGUCCCAAGACAAACCCUGUUCAAGCUUUCCUAGGCACGCCACGGGGCCUCGCGGCUCAACUUGGCCCAGGACUGGUGCACUCUAAGUGGUCGCUAGCCUCGGCACAUCUGUUCGAAGACGUUCUGAGUGACGACUUGCUUGCUGUUUACUACCGCCUCGGACCGCGGUAUCAGGGGAAUUUCCAGGACUGUCUCGGUGGGUUCCAGACCUAUGAGGCCUCGGCCGCCCUUGGACUCCGUAACGAGGUGUUCCAUCCCGGCAAGGACGAUAACUCGGACAUCUUGAGAGCCAUCAGGGACAAAGCAAGCACCAUCGUGCCCGAGCACAAGGUGCUACUUAGCACUUUCCCACUCGCCAUAUUCCCAGCCGAUGGAAAAUUCAUGGAUUCGUUGCUUUUUCGCUCGCUGUCCAGGAGCUCCGCCAGCAGCCUGUUUCAUGCUACACUGAAGAGUGGGACGGCGGUUGCCAUCAAUGGAGCUGUGCCCUGUGUCGACGACGCGCUGGUGAAGUUGAACGGCAUUUCGGUUCUCGCGGGCGAUCCAGUUGUUGCCACUCCGUACUACUUCGACGACAACCUCUGGCGCCUCGGAGGCUUCACGCCCGUAGCCCUCAAGCUCGUGGAACGGUCGUCUACCGCCGAUGAACUGCUACGGUCUGUCGAGCUGAUGUUCCACUGCAUCAGCAAUAGCUGGAGGAAUAGUGAAGCCAUGGAGAGAGACAAGGGAUAUGCCAUUCUGAGCAUGCUGCUUCGUGCCAAACUUGGAUACGGCGUGCCGGGCUCGGAGAGCCAGUCGCAGAUAUGGCGACUCACGCUGACCAACGAGGCCAGAGACCGAUUGGGUUUCCAGCUGCUCAGCUUGGUGCUUCAUUUUGUUGGGUACAAGCAUGCUGACCCAAUUGAGUCCUUCAUCAUCAACCCGCUCGCAUACCGCGUUCUCUUGAUCGACCCAGACACGUGGCGGAAGUCUUCACCGUUGGCCCAGGAGCUCUACUACAGACAGUUCGUGACGUUUGCCGUCAAGAGCAAGCACCAUCAGUUCAACAGCCGCCGGCUGCUCCGAAUGCGGAUCAUCAAGAGGCUUCUGGAUGCGCUGAAAGCCGAGACUAUCUCAGAGGAGAUUAUGCCUCACUUCAUGGUUUCCUUUGAGAGCCUCGUGAAGUGCAAUUACAACGCCGAAGUCCACCGCUCCAUCGCCCUGUUCAUCACCUACGCAUUCCACACUCCACCGAGCUCGUUGCCGCGAACACCAAAGCCGGCGGCCGCAAGCAGCCGGUCACCUACACCUGGUCUCGGCCUCUUGCGCCGCUCUACCGCCGAAGCCAGCUUCUCACCGUCGACGGUGGGCUCGAAGAUGCUCACCAAAAAGCAGCUUGGCAUCAAUAUACUGGACAUGUAUACCCGACUCCUCUGCGACAAGGCCAACUUGGCCGACAUUCGCAAGUUUGCCAAGACCGUCACGAACAAGUGGCUGCUCUACCUGCUCGCAGAGAAUGACCCGGAAAUUGUCGUUCUUGGUUGCAAGAUUCUUGCUCGCCUCCUCGUCACGCAGCCUUCCGGCUACACGGCCAAGUUUGCGAGCAAGACUGGCGGCUUCUGGAUCAUGGCCUUCCGCCUGAAGCAGUGGUGGGACAUCUCAACUCUCUGGCCGAUCCUCUUCAGCAUCCUCUUUGGGUACGACGUUGCAAACAUCAACUUUGACAACUCGUUCGAUUUCUUCAGCCUCUUGGAGAUCUUCGGCAGCAGUCGCGUCGUGUUCCCUGAUAUGCUUCCGGUCAUAACGUCCAUGCUGCAGCAAGGUCUUCGGGACGUCCUCAAGUAUCAGGAUGACCCAGAUUCGCCGGCCAGGGGUGACCUUAGCACCAAGCAGACCUCUGAAGAGGGUUUCAGUGCCAUUCCAACUAGGCCUAGGGCGCGCUCGAUGGAGCUGGGCCAGGCCCUUGAACCGAGGAGGACGCACGUACCUGACAAAGACAGGGUGGCAGCGAAUGCUGGCGUCCUUCAGAUUGUCAUCCGUUUCUUGGCAGACAUGCACACGCGUUCCGCCAACUUUAGGGAUUUCGCCCUCUCCUCGGACUACGUUCGACAUCUCUGCGUGGCGCUCUAUCCGGUAAUCGUGAGUUCCGAUCCUGUCACAGCAGAGACGGAGCUCAAUUCAAAGGACACACUCAAUUUUGAGGGCGGCGAUGUCAUCAUCCGUCCGGUCCCUGGGUCCUCGUCCACGGCGAUCCCGAUCAUCCGGACAUCGAAUAUAGGGCCUUCUGAUGCCCAACUACCCUCUCCCAGUCCGGGCCGUGGAACUCCCCUCCGGCGGCCUUCGUCAUUCAUCCUGGUCACUUCGCAGUCACCUCCCUCGGUGCCGACCCCUGCUCGGUUGAAUCACGCCGUGUCUCCAAAGAAGAGACCUGCCGCCCGGACUACUAGCAACGCCGUGCUAGAAGGCGUUCUAGAACUCAUCAUCGGCGUCUUCACAGAUCAGAUCCUCGUCAGAAAGGAGUUUCCUGGAUUCGGUCUCGUCCUGAAGGUGCCACCAGGGUUUCAAGAACACCGCGCGUACUUUGAAACUUACAUCCUUCGGAAUACCAUCACUCAUCUGAAGAACACCAUCCAAUUGGAUCAGAAAAUUCUCACAGAGCCCAAGAUUUUGCAGAACCUGGCUCGGCUGAAUCUCCACAUGGUCGAGGCCGUAUUCGAUGGAUCGUUCAUGGGCGGAGCUGAGACGAUGAUCGAUUUCACCGGGACCCUCUUAGAAUAUCUGCAACGACCUGAUGUGGCAUCUCUGAAGAGCGUCCGGCUGUGCAGCUCUGCGGUGGCGACGAUCCGGUCGUCCUUUUUGAAGUUUUGCCUUCUAAGGCUCUCGGACAUGGGCGACCCCGAAACUAAGGAUUCCGAGGCCCUGUCGAUCAUGGAACUUCUGCUGUACUGGCAGACCGUUCUACUCGCUUGCUUGUCAAUGGAUGACGAUUACAUGAAGCUGCUGUGGUAUCAGCUCUACAACAAGCUGGUUGACUCACGGCACAACAUCCGGCUGGUAGCUGCGACGCUGUGGCGCAUCAUGCUUGUGCAAAAGCCUGAGGAGUCAGCGGCAAUCUUUCGGCAGACGAUGACGCCGGACCAGCGGCCCUUGGCGAGGGGAUUCGAGAAACUGACCGAGCUGGACGAUGGGGCGUUUCUCGAGUGGGUUGACCAGCAUCAGUCCUCGCUUGACGUCCUCUUCUUUGGCGGCAUGUCCAAAGCUUGGGAGGAGUUUGUCGGGUUGGAAAACCAACGCACCGCGGACAGUGCCAGGAUGAGGACGAAGGCCCGAAAGGAAAAAUUAAAGCAGUGGCACACCGAGUCAUUGGAGCGGGACAAUGUCUUGCUCCGACACGAGAUGGCUAACAGCGCGUGGAUGAAGAGCAUCUACUUCACCGAACACUUCAAGCACCAAAGGCUUCUGCAGGAUGUGCAAGAUGACAAUGCCUUUCUCGCAUCGACCUUUGCGAAGAUGGAGCGCGAUCUGCGCCGGCCAGGCGCCGUGUUUAGCGAACCGCAGACUAUCAAGUGGAAGUUGGAUCGGACCGAGGGGAGGAACCGCAUGCGUCUUCGUCUUCUCCCGGAAUAUCCCAGCCAGCAGCAGCAAGAUUAUCAACCGAAGAGAAAUAAUGGGGCUGCGGCGACCCCGAAGCCCAGCAUAUCCAGCGGAAGCCUUUCGGUGACACAGGGAGCACGGCCCACAACACCUGCUCCGACGACUCUCACGGAGGGUCGAUCUCAAGGGAAUAUGGAGGACACGGAUAUUUCUGCCGAGCCGGAUUCGGUCGGUGGGACGGCAGACCAAGUUGCGCCGGAGGAAGAUUUUGAGCUGGUCGAGGACCCCAACGAGCCGGAGGGAGACGAUACCUUUGAGGAUAAGAACAGGAAGGUGAUGAGGCGGCUUCAGCAAGGGGAUGCCGUUCAGAAUGUCUUCAACAUCUCGCGUAUCAUUGGCCUCGACGCCUCCGAGGGUAUUCUUAUCAUUGGCAAGGAAGCGCUCUACAUUAUGGACAGCCUGUUCCAGAGUGCGGACGGAGAGAUUGUCAAUGUUUGGCAAGCACCGCCUGAAGAGCGGGACCCCUUUUCCGUGAUCAUCACAGGGGGCAAGCCGAGCGAGAGACGUCAAAACCAAGGCCGCACCGACCAAGAGUCGCGCAGCUGGAGGUGGCAGGAUGUCCUCAGCAUAUCGAAGCGGCGGUUCUUGUUCCGCGAUGUGGCGAUCGAGGUCUUCUUCACCGAUGGGCGAAGCUACUUGCUGACCGCCAUAAACUCUGGCAUGAGAGAUGACAUAUACGCCAGGCUGACGGCCAUGACGCCUCACACCAACAACGCGAGCUUGCUUCCCAAUCCGGAAGAUGCCUGGCGGCUCGAGAGCCUCAAGUCUCCUGAGGAGUCGCCACAGAGCUUUGGGGCCAAGUUUGGGAGUAUUUUCAAUUCGUCUGGGUGGAAUCCCCUGAUGAGGCGGUGGCAGAGGGGCGAGAUUUCCAACUUCCAGUAUCUGAUGCUGGUGAACACCAUGGCUGGCAGGACCUUCAACGAUCUGACGCAGUAUCCUGUUUUCCCGUGGGUCUUGGCGGACUACACCAGCGAAGAGCUUGACCUGAACAACCCGGCGACGUUCAGGGACCUGUCGAAGCCGAUGGGCGCGCAGUCUCCGGCCCGCGCUGCGGACUUUGCGAUGCGGUACAGGAGUCUUGCCGAGAUCGGCGAGACGCCCUUCCACUACGGCACGCACUAUUCCUCUGCGAUGAUUGUCUCGUCGUACCUCAUCCGUCUUCCGCCGUUUGUGCAGUCGUUCAUCUUGCUGCAAGGAGGCACCUUUGAUCACCCCGACCGGCUGUUCUAUUCCAUCGAGGGUGCCUGGAAUUCGGCCUCCCGAGACAAUGGCUCGGAUGUCCGUGAGCUGAUCCCAGAGUUUUUCUACCUACCGGACUUUCUUACCAACAUUAAUGGCUACAACUUUGGAGUUCGGCAAGGGGGCGGCGGCAAAGUCGACAAUGUCAUCCUGCCGCCCUGGGCUAAGGGAGAUCCGAAGAUCUUUAUCGCGAAGCACCGCGAGGCGCUGGAGAGUCCGUACGUCAGCCAGAGGCUACAUCAGUGGAUUGAUCUCGUGUUUGGCUACAAGCAGCGCGGGGAAAUUGCCGUGGAAAACCUCAACGUCUUCCACCCUCUGUCGUACAAGGGCACCAGAGACCUGGAUAACAUCACGGAUCCUCAGGAGCGCGUCAUCACGACCGGCAUCAUCCACAACUUUGGCCAGACUCCGCAUCAGAUCUUCACGAGGCCGCACCCGUCGAGGGAGCACGACCGGUGUCCGACCAAGCGGCUUGACACAUCGAUUGCAGCGCUGACAAGGGUGUCUUAUCCGCUGCUAGAAAGCCGUGAGCGAGUUGCCUCGCUCAUCUACGUGCCCAAGCUUGACCGCCUUCUCUGCGCAUCGCCGUUCAGGCUCAAUCUCCCUCCACAUUACGACAAGUUUCUGGAAUGGGGCUACACGGACAACAGCGUGCGCUUUUUCCUCAGUGACAACAGAAAGCCCGCCGGCCACUUCGAGAACCUCCACAUUGGUCAGAUCUCGACCCUCACCUUCGCCGACUCCAAAACUCUCGUCACGGCCGGUGAAGACUGCGUCGUGUCCGUAUACACGGUGCAGUCCUCGCCGAGCAAGCCGCUCGUAGAGCUGCACCUGCGCUCCUCCCUGUUCGGCCACAAGACGCCCGUCACGCACAUCGCCGUGUCUAAGGCCUUUAGCACAAUCCUCACCGUCUCCCAGGACGGCGCCGCCUUCCUGUGGGACCUCAACCGGCUCGAUUUCAUCCGCAAGCUGCCCCUCGCGCGGCCGGCCGAGUGCGCGCGCAUCAACGACGUGACGGGCGACGUCCUGAUCUGCUCCGGGCAGAAUGUUGUGCUGUAUACCCUCAACGGGGAGCUGAUCUUGGAGCAGAACGUCUGCGUCCCCAACCAGCACCACUCUUCGUUUGGGGGGCCCAACAACGACUUUGUCCACGCGUGCGCCUUCUACGAAGGGUCGGCGGGCGGCAGUGAGUGGAUCGAGAACCAGCUCGUGUUCACAGGCCACCGGCGCGGAAUGGUGAAUGUGUGGCGGAAGACGGUCGCCCGCAGCGGCGGCGGCGGGUGGACGUUGGAGUUUGUGCGCCGGCUGGACCAUGUCGACGUCAAGAGCGAGGUCGGCGCCAACGUCGAGGCCGCGAUUACCUGUGUUGCGCCGCUGGCUGGGUUGGUGUACACUGGGGACGAAGAUGGGCGGGUGUGGGAGUGGAAUUUGGUUCAGCGGGAGAGGUAGAGGAAUGGGAGGAGGGAAACGUGGUGAGGGAUUGAUUUUCCAACAAAAGGGGAUUGAGGCGGCCACGAGAAGGAGGUGCAUUAUAGACUAGGCGAGGACGUGGUGUAUGGGAACAGGGCAUGAUUUGUAACCUGAGAUACGUGGAGUCUUGGCUGGCAAGAGGUUUGAUUGUUUUCCUGGGCCGGCCCUGCUCUUUGUUUCAGCAUCAGGUUUAAGGAGUUGUAGAGUCUGGAUGUUUAUGUCUUUCUUUUGCAUCGCCCAUUGCCUCCUUUGGGCUGCUUUCCCCUGAUUCAGCCUGUUCCGUGCUCUUCCAGGCCUCUUCUCUAGCUCCUGCCCACCCG